Molecule: messenger RNA, 876 nt
Organism: Macrosteles quadrilineatus (aster leafhopper)
Lineage: Eukaryota; Metazoa; Arthropoda; Insecta; Hemiptera; Cicadellidae
Exons: 1
Coding region: 1-876 (291 amino acids)
Source: RefSeq, a predicted model, not a curated record
AUGAAUGACGUUAGCAGUUCCAUUUCGUCCAACUUCCUUAUGUUUGCGGAUGAUAUGAAGGUGUUCAACAGGGUUUCUUCAUCUUCAGGGCAUCAGGAUCUCCAAAUGUCACUACGUGAAAUAGAAAAAUGGUGUGCUUCAAACUCAAUGGAACUUAAUGUCUCCAAGUGUGUCAUAAUGUCUUUUAAACGAGGUCUUGGUCCAGUUACCUACGACUACCUAAUGAACAACACGAUCUUGAAGCGAGUACAGAGUGUAAAGGACCUUGGGGUUGUCUUGUCACCCUCAUUCAGCCCACAGGAACACAUAAACUAUAUCACAUCUCGUGCCAACUCUCUACUGGGAUUCCUAUUCCGAUCAACUAAGGACUUCCACUCCCCCAAUACACCAGUAGUGCUGUAUAAGUCACUCGUUCGUCCCAUACUUGAGUAUGCUUGCAUCAUAUGGACCCCAUACCAGCAAAAUCAUAUAGAUCAGCUACAGCACAUCCAAGAUCGUUUCCUGCGGCUGCUGGGCUCAAGAAUCGGUUACACUUACCGAGCCACUCCUGUUGUUGAUUUGGAAAAACGCUUCGGUUUACUUCCCCUCAUCCAAAGACGUCAUUACUUCGACCUCAUUGCCCUGCACAAGAUUGUGAAUGGUUUUCUCGACUGUCCCGAGCUGCUUAGCAGCAUUGAUUUCGUCACGCCCAGAGGAACCAGAUCUGGAACUAUCUUCAGGAGAAAAUACCACUCCACAUACUACACUUACCAUGCUGGAAUAUCACGUCUCCUGAGGAUUGGAAGUGAUGCUGCAUCUCACAUAGACUUCUUUAAUGAGUCGAUUGCAUCAUUCAAGCACAAAGUUCUUGCAAAUUACGCCUUGUACCAGUAUUAA